AUUCAGGAAAAGAACUUGAACCUACAUUCUGCUAUUCAAAAACUGCUGCAAACUAAAACUAUUCAGAAGUGCUGAAGGGUUCAAAAGAACACUGGGAGAUGCUCUUGAGCUUGCUGAAGAAAUAGACUUUCUGACAGAAUUUGAACCAGAGCCAGUUCACAUUCAGCAAAAGAAACAGCAGUUUUUGUCUGAAGGACGAGACACACCCAUUCGGAACCCAAAACAAAGGUUCAAAGUGAAUUUCUACUUCGCAAUCCUUGAUACUGCUGUUCACUCGGUUGACGAAAGAUUUCAACAUAUGCAGCAGCUAGAGUCAAUAUUUGGCUUUCUAUAUGAUAUCCACAGAUUGCAAAAGAAAACAGCAAAACAGGUAGCUCAGCACCUGGCGUGAUGAAGGCUGCCGUGUUCCUGCUGCUCACCCUCCUGGUGCCCGCGUACCACACGGAUGCUCAGUGCAUCAUUGACAAUGUGGUCGAUCUGAAGGUGCAGGCAGUGGUUAAUUCCAUAGUGUCCUCCACCCUCGCCAAAGCCAAGCUACUCUGCCAGGAUGUGUCAGCCCGUGGGGCACUUGUCUCCUGCCCAGCAGGGUACAAACCCACGGGCUGUGCCUGUGGAAUGGCCUGCGGCUCCUGGGACAUUCGCACCGACUCCACCUGCCACUGCCAGUGCGGCGGCAUCGACUGGACGGCCGCGCGCUGCUGCAAGAUAGGACUGGAGUGAUGCCAAGACCCAGCCUGGGGCACCGGAGAGCCCCACCUGGCCUGCUGCCCCUGUCGCCCCCUCGCCGUGGGCCCUGGCACAGAACCAGGCUGUGCCCUUUGUGCCCAGUGCAAUGAAUAAACUUGGAUCUGGGUCUGUU
Molecule: messenger RNA, 859 nt
Organism: Chrysemys picta bellii (western painted turtle)
Lineage: Eukaryota; Metazoa; Chordata; Testudines; Emydidae
Source: RefSeq, a predicted model, not a curated record